UCCAUUUGACCCGCAACAUAACAGGAGGGUUAAACCAAUAUUGCCAAUGUGUUUUCAAGCAGUGCUUGUUUCCGAUUGGUUCAUUUUAGGGGCCGUAACAAUAAUAGCGUACGUCAUGUGGAAUCUUACUGAAUCAAAAGAACGUUCUGUGGUUGUUUGGCACCAUAGAGGUACCGUGAAAUGAGCGAUCCUGAGCAAGGGUUUGACGACAGAUUGUGCGGAAAAUAUUCAGAAUAAAAGCAAGUACUCCUGCGCGAGCACGACUAACGUGCAUCUCGUAGUUUUUGGAAGUUUUGACAUUAAAAGUAGGUUACUGCGGUUUUUCGUUAUAAUUCGUUAGCAUAAUGCAAUAUGUACUAAUACACUUUAUUUUCCCUUGAAAAUCAUCAUAAUACCCAGCCAUAUUUCUUUGAUGAUUAUUUGAUUUAAGUUGUUUAGCUGAUUUUACAAGCUUUUUACAGAAUUGAAAAUUUUUACAAGAAAUUGUGCCAAUUACAAAUGUAGAUAAACUGGGGAGAAGACCUUAUUUGAAAGUAAUUUGUUAUAUUUGUAGAAAAAACAAUAGUUUUACCAUAUCUAUGAUUAAAAUUCAAGUUAUCAUAUUGUUCAAGUAGAAGAGGAAUAGUUUAUAUUUAAGAACUUAAUUAAAUUAUAUUGAACGUAAUGAAGGUGUCAUCUUUGGUACUUUUAUUUUGAAAAUUAUAGACCCUCCUAAGUAUUUACUGUCGCUAGUUACAAUGCCCACCAUAGACAUUCAUAAGCUCUCCGUGUUUGAGAUGAUCGUCGCACAUCAAACUUUAAGGUGCUGCAAGCCUGCAUGGUGUGUCCUUAGUGUAGGCCUACAUUCAAAGAGAACAUUGCGUCAGUUUUCUACCACACCCCAUGCAAUGGCGUCUUUUAAGCAUAAACAUUCCAAGAGAAUAGAGGGACUGGAUAAGAAUGUUUGGGUGGCCUUUACCUCUGUAGCAGCAGACCCUUCCAUUGUCAACCUGGGCCAAGGGAACCCAGACAUCCCUCCUCCAGCGUACAUCAAGGAGGGUCUGGCACAGGCUGCGGCACUGGACAGGCUGAACCAGUACACAAGAGGAUUUGGGCAUCCAUCUCUAGUCAAGGCACUGUCCCAAGUGUACGGGAAAGUAUAUGACCGAGACAUUGACCCAUUCAAAGAGAUUCUGGUGACAGUAGGAGGCUAUGGCUCUUUAUUCAGUAUCAUGCAAGGUCUGGUAGAUGAAGGAGAUGAGGUUAUAAUUAUUGAGCCUUUUUUUGAUUGCUAUGUACCCAUGGUUCGAAUGGCGGGAGCAAAGCCUGUUCUAAUUCCCUUAAGACUUAAGUCUGAAAACAAGGCUAGCAUCACUAGCGCUGACUGGGUUCUGGAUCCAGAUGAGCUUGCAAGUAAAUUUAACUCAAAAACCAAGGCUAUAAUUAUCAACACACCCAACAAUCCUGUUGGGAAGAUUUUCACCAGAGAGGAGUUGCAGGUGAUUGCUGACUUGUGCACCAAGCACGACACGCUCUGCUUCAGUGAUGAGGUUUACGAGUGGCUGGUGUACAAAGGCCACAAGCACAUCAAAAUAGCUACUCUCCCUGGCAUGUGGGAUAGAACCAUCACUAUCGGCAGUGCUGGGAAGACGUUCAGUGUGACUGGAUGGAAGCUUGGCUGGUCCAUUGGCCCAGAACACUUGGUAAAACAUCUUCAGACAGUCAUGCAGAAUACAUUGUAUACCUGUCCAACUCCUUUACAGGAAGCCGUAGCUCAAGGACUCCUCCGGGACUACAGCCUCAUGGGCAGCCCGGACUGCUACUUCUCCUCGCUGGCUGUGGAGCUGGAGGACAAGAGGGAGCGCAUGGCCGCCAUCCUCCGGUUGGGCGGCAUGUCCCCCGUCGUCCCCGAGGGGGGCUACUUCAUGAUCGCUGAUGUCACUUCCCUCAACAAAGAUCUGUCACACAUGGGAGACGAUGAGCCGUAUGACUACAAGUUUGUGAAAUGGAUGAUCCAGGAAAAGAAACUGGCAGCUAUUCCAGUGACGGCCUUCUGUGGGGAGGAUUCUAAGAAGCAGUUUGAGAAGUACAUCCGCUUUUGCUUCAUAAAGCAAGACAGCACUUUGGAUGCAGCUGAGGUUAUACUGCGUAACUGGAACAAAGACUCCUAAUUCAGCAAUAAGUGAAACACUGUCCCUGCUUCCGAGGUUGCAACUUCUUAGUAGAAAUGCGUAGCAUGUUCUUUGACAAAAUACUGUUGCAGUAUGUGCCACAAAAAACAGCCUACUCCAGAUUUGUAAUUUAAGUAAAGAAAAUAAUAUCUCAUCUAUAGGCCUUAUGCCCUUUCGUUGAUGUCAUAUGUGGAACCCUUGUAUGACCAUCAAGCAAUAACAAAAAUAAAAAUAAAUAAACUAAACAAAAUCAAAAGUGAAGUAAUGUGUGUUGAGAUCAAAAAUAAAAUGGGAAAUGCUUUAAAAAUACAUUUGAAAAGGA
Anguilla anguilla (European eel) is the source of this 2472-nucleotide messenger RNA. RefSeq names its product kynurenine--oxoglutarate transaminase 3. NCBI's taxonomy places the organism in Eukaryota, Metazoa, Chordata, Actinopteri, Anguilliformes, Anguillidae. Gene Ontology annotation, cellular component: mitochondrion; cytoplasm. The transcript has 14 exons. The record is from RefSeq and is a predicted model, not a curated record. Gene Ontology annotation, biological process: biosynthetic process. The coding region runs from base 738 to 2150 and encodes 470 amino acids. Gene Ontology annotation, molecular function: pyridoxal phosphate binding; L-kynurenine:2-oxoglutarate transaminase activity.